AGGGAAAAUGAUCCCUGCAGAACUCGAGAAAGCCAUAGUGGCCGCCAAAAUUGACGGUGCUGUCCCGUUCUUCGUGAACGCUACCGGCGGCACUACUGUCUAUGGUGCUUACGACCCCAUUGAUGAGAUCGCCGAUGUCUGUGAAAAACAUAACAUUUGGCUUCACGUUGAUUGCGCAUGGGGCGGCGGUGUAUUGGUGUCUAGCAAACACAAACAUCUGGUGAAGGGGAUCCACAGAGCCGAUUCUGUGACAUGGAACCCACAUAAGAUGUUGGGCGUUACUCUGCAGUGCUCGGCAAUUCUGUUGAAACACAAGGAUCUUCUGGCACACUGUAACUCCAUGUGCGCGGACUACCUGUUUCAGCAGGACAAGAACUAUGACGUCAGCUAUGACACAGGUGACAAGGCGAUCCAAUGUGGACGGCACAACGACAUCUUCAAGUUCUGGCUCAUGUGGAGAGCGAAGGGAGACGCUGGUCUUGAAAGCCAUAUUAACAGGUUGUUUGAUCUGAAAAGAUACAUGCUUGAUAGGCUUGCCGCAAGAGAAGGCUUUGAAAUGGUUCUAGAAGAGCCUGAGUGUACGAACAUCUGCUUCUGGUAUGUGCCCAGGUCCAUGAGAAAGAUGGCCCCCGGGCCAGACAGAGACUACAAACUUAACCUGGUGGCUCCACGUGUAAAGGGUCUGAUGAUGGAGGCGGGAACUACUAUGAUUGGCUACCAACCUCACGGGAAUCAGCCCAACUUCUUCCGCAUGAUAAUCUCCAACAACGCCUCCACCAAGUCCGAUAUAGAUUUCCUGCUGGACGAAAUAGAACGUCUUGGCGAAGAAGCCUCUUCCGAAAUUUAAGACUGAUCCUAAUCUAAGUGUGUCUUUGACAUAUUUAGUUCUAUGGAUUGCAAACUGGA
This is a messenger RNA of Lingula anatina, 906 nucleotides long. Its product is annotated as glutamate decarboxylase 1. Gene Ontology annotation, biological process: GABA biosynthetic process. Gene Ontology annotation, cellular component: cytoplasm. Gene Ontology annotation, molecular function: pyridoxal phosphate binding; glutamate decarboxylase activity. Lineage: Eukaryota; Metazoa; Brachiopoda; Lingulata; Lingulida; Lingulidae. The record is from RefSeq and is a predicted model, not a curated record.